Messenger RNA from Danaus chrysippus (African queen), 1815 nucleotides. The record is from the annotation of a GenBank genome assembly. Lineage: Eukaryota; Metazoa; Arthropoda; Insecta; Lepidoptera; Nymphalidae.
AUGUUGAAAAUUUUUAUUUUUAUUGCUCUUACUGCUUUGGUUGAUAGUGAUACAAAACUGCCGGUCGUAAUCACAACAUGGAAUUUCGUAAAUGCUACGGUAACAGCAUGGGAUGUCCUUAAACUAAGUGGUUCUGCACUGGAUGCUAUUGAAAAGGGAACUUCAGUAUGUGAAGAACAACAAUGUGAUGGAACUGUGGGGUAUGGAGGAAGCCCAGACGAAGAAUCAGAAACUACACUGGAUGCUCUUAUUAUGGAUGGGUGCACUAUGAAUGUGGGUGCCGUUGGUGCACUCAGAAGAGUCAAACAUGCUGCCUCAGUUGCCAGACAUGUAUUGGAACAUACAAAACACUCUAUCCUUGUCGGAGAGAUGGCAACAAAUUUUGCUAAACAAAUGGGUUUCAAAGAGGAAUCUCUUACUACAACAACAUCAAAAAGAAUGUGGUUAAAGUGGCACUACAGAGACCAAUGCCAACCAAAUUUUUGGAUGAAUGUGGAGCCCGAUCCGAGCAAGUUUUGCGGACCCUAUAAAAAAAUAGACAACAUAGUACAUAGGAGUAAAAAUAUAAUUCCAAUGAAAGUGAGCAGAUUCAACCAUGACACGAUUGGAAUGAUAGCUGUUGAUAAACAAGGAAAUGUUGCUGCUGGAACAUCAACAAAUGGGGCAAAAUUUAAAAUACCUGGGAGAAUUGGUGACUCCCCGAUCCCAGGGUCCGGAGCUUAUGCAGAUAAUGCUGUUGGUGGUGCAACAGCGACAGGAGACGGAGAUAUUAUGUUAAGGUUUUUGCCCAGUUUUCUAGCAGUGGAGGAAAUGCGACGUGGUGCUUCACCAACGGAUGCGGCUAGAGUUGCUGUUAAUAGAAUAGCAGAACAUUACCCUGAUUUUAUGGGAGCCGUUAUAGCUUUGAGAAACGACGGAGAAUACGGCGCCGCUUGCCAUGGUCUAGGCGACGAACCUUUCCCAUUUGUUGUCCAGGAUAUAACUAUGACGAAAUUUAAAAUUGAAAAGAUUAAUUCUCAUAGUUCAACAAUGGCGGACGCAGCUCCAGCCGGUGGACGCGGUGGUUUCCGUGGCGGAUUCGGAUCACGCGGUGGUGACAGAGGACGUGGUGGGCCACGUGGCCGUGGUCGUGGUCGCGGCCGUGGCCGUGGACGCGGUAAGGAAGACCAGAAAGAAUGGGUGCCUGUAACCAAACUGGGACGUCUCGUGCGAGAGGGAAAGAUCGACAAGCUUGAGAGCAUUUAUCUGUUCUCAUUGCCCAUCAAAGAAUUCGAAAUCAUCGAUUUCUUCCUUGGUGCCUCUUUGAACGAUGAGGUCUUGAAGAUCAUGCCCGUACAGAAGCAGACUAGGGCUGGUCAACGUACCCGUUUCAAGGCUUUCGUGGCUAUCGGAGACAACAAUGGACACAUUGGUCUGGGCGUUAAGUGCAGCAAGGAAGUAGCCACAGCCAUCCGAGGUGCUAUUAUUCUGGCUAAACUGUCCGUUCUGCCUGUCCGCAGAGGAUACUGGGGUAACAAGAUCGGCAAGCCUCACACAGUACCCUGCAAGGUAACUGGUAAGUGCGGUUCAGUCACUGUCCGUCUCAUUCCUGCUCCUCGUGGUACCGGUAUCGUCUCAGCCCCUGUUCCGAAGAAGCUUCUUCAGAUGGCCGGAGUCCAGGAUUGCUACACCUCAGCUCGUGGUUCAACAGGAACCCUCGGCAACUUUGCUAAAGCCACCUAUGCGGCCAUUGCAAAGACCUAUGCCUACUUAACACCAGACUUGUGGAGGGACAUUCCUUUGACCAAAUCACCGUACUCCGAGUUCAAAGCUUAA